AUGGCGACUGGCCGAUCGCUCGCCCGGGUAUACUCCUCCAGAGCCACCCGCCCCGCGCCUCUCCGCGCCGGCGCACGGCCGCCCCGUGCCGUCGUCGCCGCGGCCGAGCCCGCGGCCGAGCACGUGCGGAGGCUCGUGGCGGAGUUCGACCCGGCGGGCCCGCUGGACUCCGCGGUCACGCCGCCGAGCGGGUGGUACACCGACCCAGGCUUCCUCCAGCUCGAGCUCGACCGCGUAUUCCUCCGCGGGUGGCAGGCUGUCGGUCACAUAUGGCAAGUGAAGAACCCAAAUGAUUUCUUCACAGGAAGACUGGGAAAUGUGGAAUUUGUCAUAUGCCGGGAUGCAAAUGGGAAACUUCAUGCUUUCCACAAUGUGUGCCGACAUCACGCGUCACUCCUUGCAUGUGGAAGUGGUCAGAAGACUUGCUUCCAGUGCCCUUAUCAUGGAUGGACAUAUGGAUUGGAUGGCACCCUCCUGAAGGCUACAAGAAUAUCAGGAAUUAAAAACUUCAAUAAGAAUGAUUUUGGUCUCAUACCAAUCAAGGUGGCUACCUGGGGACCUUUUGUGUUGGUCAGAUUUGAUGAUGAGUCCACUGAAGAUAAUGUUUAUGAUGCGGUUGGAAAUGAAUGGUUGGGUAGUGCUUCAGAUCUGUUGGGUACAAAUGGAAUUGACACUUCACUGCCGCAUAUUUGCAGGCGAGAAUAUAUUAUCAACUGUAACUGGAAGGUCUUUUGCGACAAUUACCUAGAUGGUGGAUAUCAUGUUCCCUACGCACAUGGGGCUCUUGCAUCCGGUCUGCAGCUUCAAUCCUAUGAAACACUUAUAUUGUCCACAUAUGAAAGAGUUAGUGUUCAAAGAUGUGAAAGUGCAUCAGCAGAACCAGAUGACUUUGAUCGCUUAGGGACAAAAGCUCUCUAUGCCUUUGUUUAUCCAAAUUUUAUGAUCAACAGGUACGGUCCAUGGAUGGACACUAAUCUAGCUGUCCCGUUAGAUUCAACCAGGUGCAAGGUGGUAUUUGAUUAUUUUCUUGAUAAGUCUCUGCUGGAUGACCAGAGUUUUAUCGAGAAAAGCCUAAAAGACAGUGAGCAAGUACAGAUAGAAGACAUUGCACUCUGCGAGGGGGUUCAGCGCGGCCUGGAAUCGCCGGCUUACAGUGUUGGAAGAUAUGCUCCGUCUGUGGAGAUGGCCAUGCACCACUUCCACCGCCUCAUACAUGGUAACCUUAGUGGGUAG
Miscanthus lutarioriparius is the source of this 1233-nucleotide messenger RNA. The record is from the annotation of a GenBank genome assembly. Lineage: Eukaryota; Viridiplantae; Streptophyta; Magnoliopsida; Poales; Poaceae.